AUGCAGCGGGCCAUCCGGAAAGCCGCGGCUGCGACAAGGCGAGCGCUGUCGGCGGCGGCGAGGGCAUCGCCGCCGCCUCCCCGCGGCCCCCUCGCGCCUGGCUGGGGCGCCACUAGGUGGUUCUGCAGCGGGCGGGAGGCGCUGAGCUACGACGUGGUCAUCGUGGGCGCCGGGCCCGCGGGGCUCGCCGCGGCGAUCCGGCUAAAGCAGCUCUGCCGCGCCGCUGACGCCGACCUCUCCGUCUGCGUCCUGGAGAAGGGCUCCGAAGUCGGUGCUCAUGUCCUUUCGGGGAAUGUGUUUGAGCCCCGAGCCUUGGACGAGCUCAUUCCCAAGUGGAGGCAAGAGGAUUCUCCAAUCAGAGUUCCUGUCUCAUCUGACAAGUUCUGGCUGUUAACAAAGAACCAAGCAUGGACACUGCCAUCUCCAUUUGACAACAAAGGAAACUACGUGAUCAGCUUGAGCCAAUUGGUGCGAUGGAUGGCCACAAAAGCUGAAGAGUUGGGUGUUGAAGUAUAUCCAGGUUUUGCUGCUAGUGAGAUACUUUAUGAUGAAAAUCAAAUAGUUACAGGAGUCGCAACCAAUGAUGUUGGUAUUGCUAAGGAUGGUACCCAAAGGGAAACUUUCGAAGCUGGUGUAGAACUAAGAGGGCGAAUAACACUGCUUGCUGAGGGUUGCCGAGGUUCAUUAUCAGAGAAAAUAAUAAGAAAUCACAAGCUCAGAGAGAGAGGGCAAGGGCAACAUCAGACAUAUGCUCUUGGAAUUAAGGAGGUUUGGGAGAUUGAAGAAGGAAAGCACAAGCCAGGUUCUGUUAUUCAUACUGUUGGAUGGCCUUUGGACACUAAAACAUAUGGAGGAUCAUUCCUAUACCACCUUGAUGAUAGACAGUUAGCAAUUGGUCUGGUUGUUGCGUUGAAUUAUCGAAAUCCUUUCCUUAGUCCCUAUGAUGAAUUCCAGAAAUUUAAGCAGCACCCUGCUGUCAGAAAACUUUUGGAAGGUGGAACAGCUAUUCAGUAUGGUGCACGUACUCUCAAUGAAGGUGGUUUCCAGUCAAUACCAUAUCCAGUUUUCCCUGGAGGUGCAAUUAUUGGAUGUUCUGCAGGAUUUCUAAAUGUUCCAAAAAUAAAAGGAACCCAUACGGCUAUGAAAUCAGGUAUGCUUGCGGCGGAAGCAACUUUCAAGUCCCUUGUUGAAGGAUCUUCGAUGGAACUGUACUGGGAGAACCUCAAGAAGUCAUGGAUAUGGGAAGAACUUCAUAAAGCUAGGAAUUAUAGACCAGCAUUUGAAUAUGGAUUUAUUCCGGGCAUGGCUUUGUCUGCACUGGAACGCUACAUAUUCAAAGGGAAGUCACCUUAUACAUUGAAGCACGGGAGACCCGAUCAUGAAGCAACAGAUACGGCCAAUCUGCAUGUGCCUAUUCAAUAUCCUAAACCAGAUGGACAGAUAACAUUUGAUGUCCCAACAUCUUUAUACAGGAGCAAUACAAACCAUGAGCAUGAUCAGCCGCCUCAUCUCCACUUGAGGGAUCCUAUAAUACCCGAACGAGUAAAUGUUCCACUGUAUGCGGGGCCAGAAUCACGCUAUUGCCCAGCCCGGGUUUACGAAUAUGUCUCUGACGAAAAAGGUGACCCAAAGCUUCAAAUAAAUGCACAGAAUUGUCUUCAUUGCAAGGCUUGCGACAUCAAAGAUCCAAAGCAGAACAUCGAAUGGACUGUUCCAGAAGGUGGAGGUGGCCCUGGUUACACAGUAAUGUAG
Molecule: messenger RNA, 1752 nt
Organism: Miscanthus lutarioriparius
Lineage: Eukaryota; Viridiplantae; Streptophyta; Magnoliopsida; Poales; Poaceae
Source: the annotation of a GenBank genome assembly